ACUCUGUAGUCACUCCAAACAAUCUCCAAUAUACGCACUAAAUUCUAAAUUCUCAAUUUUUCGACUUUUAUACUGUAUAAUUCCGCAGGAAAUGCCUCCCAGGCCCCAGCACCGCGAUGUGGCCCAGUUUCUGAGCAAGAUUCGUGACUUUUUGCUUGGCCGCAAGCACAAGACGGCCCACCGUUUCGCGGACACAAUGUCGCCGCGCACUCAGCCCCAGCCGCACAUUCCGUCAGGCCCGUUUCGACGUCUGUUCGGCAACUAUUACUACACGAGAGAUCCACGGAGGAGCGUGAAGCCGGACAUUGAUGUUGUCCAGGAGCGAAUGAACAUGAUAGCAGCCAAGGCGAAGGCCAAGGCGGCAGCUCAGGCAGCGGCCAAGGCAGCUCCCGCACAGCCGGGCGUGAAGCCUCCUCCAGCCCAGCCGGCCGUGAAGCCGCCUCCACCACCAGCGCCACCAAAGGCAGCAGAUGCCAAGAAAGCUGACGAGUGUGACGAGCAGAAGACCGAUUCCGGCUUCAAGAAUCUUCCCACACCCGGAAAGAUGCAUUCCUGGGAGGGACCGUCAGAUUAAAGAAAUUCCAAGUAAUUCUGUUGAAAUCUAAUUGAAAUGUAGAGCCACCAUUCGGAUGCCUGCAUUAAAUUCCUGUCUCCA
This is a messenger RNA of Drosophila obscura, 655 nucleotides long. It is a transcript of the gene ND-B14.5AL, whose product is annotated as NADH dehydrogenase [ubiquinone] 1 alpha subcomplex subunit 7. Bases 92 to 574 code for a protein of 160 amino acids. The record is from RefSeq and is a predicted model, not a curated record. The transcript has a single exon. NCBI's taxonomy places the organism in Eukaryota, Metazoa, Arthropoda, Insecta, Diptera, Drosophilidae. Gene Ontology annotation, cellular component: mitochondrial inner membrane. Gene Ontology annotation, biological process: mitochondrial electron transport, NADH to ubiquinone; ATP synthesis coupled electron transport.